Lathyrus oleraceus (garden pea) is the source of this 1011-nucleotide messenger RNA. RefSeq lists its product as uncharacterized. The transcript has a single exon. The record is from RefSeq and is a predicted model, not a curated record. Bases 1 to 1011 code for a protein of 336 amino acids. NCBI's taxonomy places the organism in Eukaryota, Viridiplantae, Streptophyta, Magnoliopsida, Fabales, Fabaceae.
AUGUAUGUUCCGGUUGUUUCUAAUGCUAUACCCGCUACGAUUCCUAUCACCACUGUGGUUACUACUGAUGCAACUACCGACUUCGAUAUGUCAUCCAGAUUUCCUUACUCUUUUGGUCAUCCUUAUGGCCCUCCUCAUGGAUUUCAAGGAUUCACUCCACCAGAAUUAUCUCAAGGCUUUCCCGCCGGUCCUUUUAGUCCAUAUGGUCCUUAUGGACCCCAACCUCUGGUUUCUCAGCCGCUCACUUCACAAUACUAUGGCGCCAAUCCCUAUGGGGCUCAGCUUUCAAUGCCUAUGGGAAACCCUGGCUACACUGUAUCACCUGCCGUCAUGGUUACUUACCCGCUUCAAGAGGAACCCAUUGAUUUAUAUCAUGGUCCAAGUAUCCACUCAGAAACUGCCGAAGACGCAGUACAAGGUCAAAUUCAGGCUCUUAUCAAGAAACUGAAUGCCCUCCAAGGGAAGGAUAUUUUUGGCAAGAAAGCGAGCGAAAUGUGCCUCAUUCCAAAUGUGAGGGUCCCUGCUAAAUUCAAGGUACCAGAAUUCGAGAAGUACAAGAGCAGUACCUGUCCUCAUACACAUCUGGUCAUGUAUUGCAGAAAGAUGGUUGCCUGCACAGAUGAUGAAAAACUCUUGAUUCACUACUUUCAAGACUCUUUGUCUGGUGCUCCGUUAAGAUGGUAUAUGAGCUUGGAGCGUGCAAACAUUCAAACUUUUAUCGAUCUUGUCGAGGCAUUUGUGCAACAUUAUAAGUAUAAUCUAGACAUGGUACCAGAUCAUACUCAAUUGGGUAACAUGUCCCAAAAGAAUCACGAAUCAUUUAAAGAAUACGAACAGAGGUGGCGGGAAGUUGCUUCCGAAGUCACUCUGCUUGUUGAAGAGAAAGAACUAUGCAAACUAUUCUUGAAGAUCUUAGACUCCUUUUACUACAACAAAUUCAUUUCAAGUAUGCAUCGUGACUUCAUUGAGAUAGUAGGGGUCGGUGUGCAACUCAAAGAAGGGGUAAAAUAA